AUGGCGAGCAGGAGGCCGCUUCUCUUCGUUGCCGUACUGCUCCUGUGCGCAGCCGAGUGGCAUCUCGCACUAGCAUUCAAGAAGUCCUACAUCGUGUACCUCGGAGCACACGCCUACGGCCGUGAUGCGUCGCCGGAGGAGCAUGCCCGCGCAACGGAGUCUCACCAUCACCUCCUGGGAUCAGUUCUUGGCAGCAAGGAGAUCGCGCAGAACUCGAUAUUCUACUCCUACACGAAGAACAUCAAUGGCUUCGCGGCGCACCUCGAGGAGGAAGUAGCAAACCAGAUUGCAAAGCACCCUGACGUCGUGGCGGUGCUGGAGAGCAUGAUGCUGAAGCUGCACACGACGCGGUCGUGGGACUUCAUGGACCUGGAGCGGGAUGGCCAGGUCCUCCCCGACUCCAUCUGGAAGCACGCCAAGUUCGGCCAGGACGUCAUCAUCGCCAACCUCGACAGCGGUGUGUGGCCAGAGUCUAACAGCUUCGCAGACAACGGCAUGGGCGAGGUGCCCAAGCACUGGAAGGGCUCCUGCCCGGACAGCGUCAAAUACGCCGUGCCCUGCAACAAAAAGCUGAUCGGCGCCAAGUUCUUCAACCAGGACAUGCUGCGGAUGAACCCGGCGGCGGUGGACGGCAACUGGACGCGCGACACGGAGGGCCACGGCACGCACACGCUCUCCACCUCCGGUGGCCGCUUCGUGCCGCGCGCCAACCUCUUCGGCUACGCCAACGGCACCGCCAAGGGUGGCGCGCCGCGCGCCCGCGUCGCGGCCUACAAGGUGUGCUGGUCGGGUGAGUGCGCCUCGGCCGACGUCCUCGCGGGCUUCGAAGCUGCCAUCCACGACGGCGCCGACGUAAUCUCUGUCUCCUUCGGCCAGGACGCACCCCUCGCCGACGCCGCCUCCUUCUUCCAAGAGCCCGUCACGCUGGGCUCAUUCCACGCCACCAUCCACGGGCUCUCAGUCGUCUGCUCCGCCGGCAACUCCGGGCCCUACGACGACACCGUCGUCAACGCCGCGCCAUGGGUCACCACUGUCGCGGCCAGCACCGUCGACAGGGACUUCCCCAACGACGUCACCCUCGGCAAUAGCGAGCACAUGAAGGGGAUGAGCUUGGAGUCCACGACCUUGCACUCCAACAAUCUGUACCCCAUAGUCGAUGCCAGGCACGCCGGGCGCGCGAACUGCAGCCCGUACGACGCCGCCAACUGUGGAAUGGGCACUCUCGACCCCGCCAAGGUGAAGGGCAAAAUCGUCGUGUGCGUCCGCGGUGGGGACAUCCCGCGGGUGACCAAAGGGAUGGCCGUGCUCAGCGCCGGCGGCGCCGGGAUGAUCCUCGCCAAUGACAAGAUGGACGGCGACGACAUCGUCGCCGACCCGCACGUGCUCCCGGCCACCAUGAUCACCUACAGCGAGGCCGUCUCGCUGUACAAUUACAUGGCAUCGACGAAGAAGCCCAUGGCCAACAUAUCGCCAUCCAAGACGGAGGUCGGCGUGAAGAACUCGCCGUCCAUGGCGGCCUUCUCCUCCCGCGGGCCCAGCGGAACGCUGCCGUACGUCCUGAAACCGGACAUCGCCGCGCCGGGGGUUGACAUCCUGGCCGCUUUCACCGAGUACGUCAGCCCGACAAAGGUCUCAUCCGACAAUCGCCGGUCCGAUUACGCAAUCUUGUCCGGCACGUCCAUGGCGUGCCCGCAUAUCUCCGGCGUGAUCGGACUGCUCAAGGCCGCGCGCCCGGAGUGGAGCCCCGCAGCGAUGCGGUCCGCGAUCAUGACCACGGCUCGCACCCAGGACAACACCGGGGCGCCGAUGCGCGACCACGACGGGAAAGAAGCGACCGCGUUCGCUUACGGCGCCGGCAACGUGCACCCUAACCGCGCCAUCGACCCGGGUCUUGUGUACGACGCCACCGGCAACGACUACUUCACCUUCCUCUGCUCCAUGGGGUUCACCGCGGGAGACCUGAAAAGGCUCAGCGCCGGCAAGUUCGCCUGCCCGGCCAAGGCGCCGGCAAUGGAGGACCUCAACUACCCGUCCAUCGUGGUGCCGUCGCUGCGCGGCACGCAGACGGUGACGCGGCGGCUCAAGAACGUCGGGCGCCCGGCCAAGUACCGCGCGUCGUGGCGCGCGCCGUUCGGGAUCACCAUGGACGUCGAGCCGAAGGUGCUGGAGUUCAGCAAGGCCGGCGAGGAGAAGGAGUUCAAGGUGAUGGUGACGUCACAGAAGGACAAGCUCGGGAUGGGCUACGUGUUCGGGAGGCUCGUCUGGUCGGACGGGACCCACUACGUCAGGAGCCCCAUCGUGGUCAACGCCUUGGCGUGAGGUGCUGAGAUUCGUGCUGCGUGUCAUCGAAGGGCACACGUGUGAAUUGUGAUAGAUAAGAGUUUUGAUUUAUUUUUCUUGCUUAGAAUGAGAUAGACUUUAGAUAUGUAAUAAUAUUGGACUUGGGAAAAGACAUUUUGAAUCUUGGCUGUAAACAAAAUUAGGAGCAGC
Messenger RNA from Phragmites australis (common reed), 2490 nucleotides. RefSeq names its product subtilisin-like protease SBT5.3. Gene Ontology annotation, molecular function: serine-type endopeptidase activity. The coding region runs from base 1 to 2319 and encodes 772 amino acids. The transcript has 6 exons. NCBI's taxonomy places the organism in Eukaryota, Viridiplantae, Streptophyta, Magnoliopsida, Poales, Poaceae. The record is from RefSeq and is a predicted model, not a curated record. Gene Ontology annotation, biological process: proteolysis.